Messenger RNA from Lottia gigantea (owl limpet), 1068 nucleotides. RefSeq lists its product as hypothetical. Lineage: Eukaryota; Metazoa; Mollusca; Gastropoda; Lottiidae. Gene Ontology annotation, biological process: magnesium ion transport. Bases 1 to 1068 code for a protein of 355 amino acids. The record is from RefSeq and is a predicted model, not a curated record. Gene Ontology annotation, molecular function: magnesium ion transmembrane transporter activity. The transcript has 6 exons. Gene Ontology annotation, cellular component: membrane.
AUGACAUCUGCUGUGGAUGAGGGGGGUGGUGAAAAAGUACGGUCUGCUGAAGAUUUUAUUAUUGGUGUCACUCUGGCUAUCAUAUCCAGUGUUUUUGUUGGAUGUAGUUUUAUUUUUAAAAAACUUGGUUUGUUGAAUUUUGCCAAGAAUUCGUCUACCAGGGCAGGUGAUGGAGGUUUUGGAUAUUUAAAAGAAUGGUUAUGGUGGGCUGGUAUGAUAUUAAUGACGACUGGUGAAUUUGCUAAUUUUGCUGCUUAUGCCUUUGCUCCUGCUACCCUAGUUACUCCCCUUGGUGCUCUAAGUGUCAUUGUUAGUGCUGUACUGGCAUCAUGGAAGUUGAAAGAAAGAUUGAAUCUGUUUGGUAAAAUUGGGUGUUUAUUGUGUAUAUUGGGGUCCACUAUCAUGGUGAUACAUUCUCCUAAAGAAGCUGAAGUGGAGAGUAUGGCAGCUUUAGAAGAGAAACUGAAAGAUCCAGUGUUUAUAGUGUUUGGUAUAUUGGUGGUCAUUUCAACAUUAGUCUUAAUAUUUUAUUUCGUGCCAAGAUACGGUAACACUAAGAUAUUAGUGUACAUCAGUAUCUGUUCAACUCUCGGAUCGUUUACCGUGAUGGGUUGUAAAGGAGUAGGUGUGGCAAUCAAAGAAACUGUCAGGGGUACCAACGCCUUUGUUAAACCUCUGACGUAUAUUUUAUUAGUUAUAGUAGUUGUGUGUAUAUUACUACAAUUAAAUUAUUUAAAUCGUGCAUUGGACACGUUUAACACGUCGGUUGUGACGCCGAUAUAUUACGUCUUUUUUACAACGUCUGUCAUCGCAGCUUCGUUAAUUUUAUUUCGGGAAUUCGGUCACAUGACUGUUUUGAAUAUUAUUGGUGAUUUGUGUGGAUUUUUAACAAUUGUAUGUGGAAUAUUUUUAAUUAACGCUUUUAAAGACAUGGAGAUGUCGAUAGCGAAACUUCCAAGUAGUAAAAAGAGUGAUGAACAGGAAGAUUCUGUAUUAAAUGAAGAUAUUACAGGACAGAUUCUCCACUUUGCACAUCGAAUCUUACUCUCAGAAAUGGGAAUUUUUUAG